UGGUGAAAACAAAGAACUCUAAUAAAGAAUUGGUACUUGUAGUAGAUACUAUGAAACCAUUGCAAGUUAUUUUGCCUCCAGAUAGGAUGAGAAUGAAGAAGACACCACGGAAAAAACAGCAGUACAGAGUCCAAAAAAGAUAGCAGAAAAAGAUGAAGUUAAACAGCCUGCCUCUCGAAAGAGAACAAGAACAAUAGAAGAUGAAGAAGAAGAUGAAGCAGAAAAAGAUGAAGUUAAACAGCCUGCCUCUCGAAAGAGAACAAGAACAAUAGAAGAUGAAGAAGAUGAAGUUAAACAGAGUCCAACAAAGCGAAUGACAAGAUCUGUCACACAACAAGAGAGAGAUUCUCAUAAAAUGGACAAGAAAGAGAAGAAGAAUGACAAGAAAAAGGGACUUAGCCCUGUUAAACAGAAGAAAAACGACAAUAAAGAGAAGGACAAAAAGAAGAAUAUACAAGAAGAAGAAGUAGAGGAUGAGGACGAGGAAAAGGAAGAAGAAGAAGAAGAACAAGUUCACAAGCCAACGAAAAAGGAAGCCAAUCAAAAAUCUAGGUCUAGUCCAAAGACGAAGCGACUUAGCCCUAUUAAACGGAAGAAGAAUGACAAGAAAGAGAAGGACAAUGUGAAGAAGAACGACAAGAAGAAGAAGAAGAUACAAGAAGAAGAAGAAGAAGAAGAAGAACAAGAAGAAGAAGAAGAUACUGAUGAUGAUGAUGAAGAAGAAGAAGAUUACAAAGAAGAAGAAGAAGAAGAAGAAGAAGAAGAUCUUCACAAGCCAAAGAAAAAGGCUGCCCAUCACAAAUCUAGGCGUAGUCCAAAGACGCGCAGUAAGCAACAGAAGCAACAGAGGCAAGUGGCAAAAAGGACAGCAGUGAAGACGCAAAAGAAAAAGGGGAAGAAAAAUGUCAAGAAAGAGGUCAAGGAAGAGGUUAAACCUAAGCCUAAACAAAUUCAGUACAGGUCGAGUUUUCAAAAUUUUGUGAAACUCUUGAAGGACAUAAAGUUCACAACUCUCCAGAAAGAGAAGAUAAGAAAAACGCCAUUUGCUAAUCUUAUAUUUGCUCUGGUUGAUGAGAGCUUGACUGAGGCGUACCUGAGGAAAAGCGACCUGCAUGCUCUUUCACUGAUAAGACGAUAUGAGGGAUCGGGAGGGAGGUUCAACCUAGGAACUAAAUCAGUCAAGAUAAUAGCACAAGAGUUUGCACUUGUAUUCGGCAUCCCGUAUGGGCCCAACCGAAUUAAACCAACAACAAAACCAAGGAUGCCAGAAACAAGGUUUGCUAAUGAAAUCUGUGUUCGAGGAGGUAGGAUAAUGACGAAUUCAAAUCUGAAAGAAUACUUCCAAAAAGCUGUGAAGAAAAAGGAUGAAGAAAGUGCAAACGACGUAGCACGUGUGCUAACACUGUAUCUUAUCUCAACAGUGUUUCUCCCAAGCACAGCUUCAAGGGAGAGCUGGAAUUUAAUCGAGUUCAUUGAAGACUUGGAUAGGAUCAGCUCCUAUGACUGGGCAACAUUCUUUACGGAUGAGCUCAUAAGGCAACUGAACGACAAUAUGGAAACACCGGCAUCAACCGGGGGCUGCAUAUCAGGGCUCCUGUAUUGGUUCUGUGAGCACGUGAAAUUGGUAAGCCAAGGAGAUCCAACAAACUUCCCGAGGUUCGUCAAGUGGAGGCUUACCGACCUUAGUGUUGGUUUGGCAAAUAACCCGUUGGAUGUUCUUGAUCCGUUAAUCGUGAACGACUCAAAGUUGGAGGCAACGGAAUUGGAGAAAGAGAUGCUCGGAUUUGUUGAGGUGCCGGAAGAUGAUCAUGUGAAGCCAGAAGAUGGUGAUGACUCAGACCAUGAUGAUGCAAAUACAGAGCUUCAAAAAGAAAAUGAAAUCCUCCGAGAAAAAAUCAAAAGGUUGACCGAGGUGAAUGAGCAAAUCAAAAGGUUGACCGAGGAGAAUGAGCAAAAAGAUGCUACAAUUGCCCAGCUUCAGAAAAGAAUUUCAGAGCUUCAAGACGAGACAUAUGAGGAAACAGUUGCUGAACUCAAUUUUGAAGUGGAGACUGCUCAUGUUGAGAGGGAUUUUUUUGUGAAAGAGGUUGAGCAUAAGGAAGUUGAGAUCUGCAGCGUGCUCGUAGAGAACGACAUUAUAGCUGAAAAGCUAAAAAGAGCAGAGGGAACUAUUGACGACAUAGAGACACAUAUUAUUACCCAACAAUUCAAGACAAGUGAAAGUGUGGAAGAAGAAGAAGAAGAAGAAGAAAAAGAAGAAGAAUGUGGUCCUGAGCAUCAAAUGGUACCGGAUGAAGAAGUGGAAAGGACAACUAUUGAAGCUUUCACGGGUGUACUAGCUGAAAACAGUCCAAAACCAACCAAGAAAAAGAGGAAACAGGUGGACCCUUCAUCUCUUGUACAGAACGUGAAAAAUGAGACAAGAAUAGAGAAGAGGGAGGAUGGUUUCGUCUAUGAAGACCUAAAGAAGGUAAGGAAGAAUAAACAGGAGGAGAUGGAUGAUGUGAUACCAAAAUGGAAAGUUGAAAAAACAAAAUUGGGUAAAUGGCUGGAAGAAGAAGACAAAGCGUUGCUGAAUCUGUUUUAUGACCUAAACCAGGGGCAAGUGAAUGAAGAAGUCUGGACAGACAACGAAACAACUUAUACCAUAACUUUCAAAUCAAUAAUAAAGCUUUUGGAUGAACUAGACAUGGGGAACGAGGUAAUAGACGGGUACACAUCAAUGCUGAAAAGGGAGCAGGAAGUUAAACAACUGAUGCAAGGAAACAGUGCGUUCUUCACAUCCACCUGUUGGGUAAGUACAUUGCCCUUUGCCCACAACAAAACACUGUUAUGUUCACACUGUUUUGAUGUCAUUAUUUGUUCAUGUUUGUGCUAUACCAGAAAUGUAGAUUUUCACAUAUGUUUGUGUUUAUCUAACUAACAUACUUUAUUCCCACAAACACUUAUCACAAUGGCAAACCAGUCCCCCAAAAAGUUUCUCAUUGAUAGCAAACUUGAACAACUCUACAACGAAUUACAUGACAGGAGCUUAGAUUACUUUCGGUACCUUGUUUUCCCGAUGAACUCUUCAGGAAAUAAGACGAACAAAAACAGUCCAUAUCAUUGGACUCUGCUUGUUUAUGAUAUGCAAGAGCAGGAAUGGAAGCAUUAUAAUUCAUUGAAACCAAGAAAGAAGGAGAAAUCAGGCGACCCUUACCUUAAAGAUGCUGCAAUAGUGAAAGAUGCUGUUGAGAAAUUCAUGAAGCAAUUGGAAGAAAGAAGGAGUAGUCAGCUACAAUUCAACUUGCUAACUCCCAUAGAGUCAAUCUUUAAAGAUGGUGCUCAACUAAGAACAGUGCAAGAAGCACCACAACAGAAUAUUGCUUCGGUUGAUUGUGGACCUGUUGUUUGUUAUGUCAUCAAAAAGAUUGCAGAGCUUGAAGAAAUACCACAAAAGAUUGAAAAAGAAGAUGUUUCAGCUUUUAGAGUGCAUUUGGUCCACAAGAUUUUACAUGAUGAGCCAAGAUCAUGGACGAAAGAAACGUGGCAAGACAAAAAACUAUCUCACGAUUUUACUUCUGAUCAGUAGAGAAAUUUGGAUUCAGCACUGGUUUAGGAGCAAAUUCUCCUCUUUUGUUUAGGAACACAAAAUGUGUUAGUGGUUAGUUUAACACUUUGUAGAUGGCAGAACAGUGUGUAGGUUGUUGGUUUGACAGUUUGUAAGUGAUUUGUUUGACAAAUGUGUUAGUGGUUGGUUUAACACUUUGUAGAUGGCAGAACAGUGUAUAUCUUGUUGGUUUGACAGUUUGUAAGUGAUUCGUUUGACAGUUUGUAACUGGUGACAAUCUGGAUUUUGAUAGUUACAUAAAACUUUUAUUUUGGCUA
Molecule: messenger RNA, 3867 nt
Organism: Rhododendron vialii
Lineage: Eukaryota; Viridiplantae; Streptophyta; Magnoliopsida; Ericales; Ericaceae
Exons: 9
Coding region: 314-2923 (869 amino acids)
Biological process (GO): establishment of cell polarity; establishment or maintenance of epithelial cell apical/basal polarity; microtubule cytoskeleton organization
Cellular component (GO): adherens junction; apical junction complex; apical plasma membrane
Molecular function (GO): phosphatidylinositol binding
Source: RefSeq, a predicted model, not a curated record